CCGCCUUCAGCAAACCUCCGGCCUGAGCUGGCGAAAUCGAGUGGUCGGCGGCGGCUGCGCACGUCCUUCUGGAUCGCUCAGCAGCUUUAUAAAAGGGGCGCGAAUCUCUUUGUCCGGCAGAGCUUGGUUCCUGCUUCAACAGUGCUUGAACGGAACUGGUUCCACCGCCUUUUCUCUCCUUUUUUCCCUCCGUCUUGGAUCGCCUCUUCCUUCCUUCCUUGAGUAGAAAACAGUCGAGGGAGCGACUCGCUGCUUGCUGAUCUUCCGCCUCCAGCAGGAUCUCCUUGGGCCGGACGCCUCUUUCUCUACCUUCUUCCAGACCACCGCAGAAAUGGACUCCCAGAUCCGCCAGAACUACCACCGCGACUGCGAAGCUGCCAUCAACCGCAUGGUCAACAUGGAGCUGUAUGCCAGCUACGUCUAUCUCUCCAUGGCUUCGUAUUUUGACCGGGAUGAUGUGGCUCUUGCGAACGUCUCCAGCUUCUUUCGGUCUCAGUCACAUGAGGAGCGGGAGCAUGCUGACAAGUUGCUGAAAUUUCAGAGCCAGCGUGGGGGCCGGGUCCUCCUACAAGAUGUCAAGAAGCCCGAGAAGGAUUCUUGGGGAAACAUCCUGAAUGCCAUGGAAGCAGCACUCCAGCUGGAGAAGAGCGUUAACCAGGCCCUUCUGGAUUUGCACCGUUUGGCGAGCGAUCAGGGAGACCCACAUCUGUGUGACUUCUUGGAAUCUCAUUACCUCGAUGAGCAAGUCAAAGCUAUCAAAGUCCUGGGUGACUACGUUACCAAUCUCCGGCGCUUGGGUACAUCCCAGGGAGGGCUUGGCGAUUAUCUCUUUGACAAGCACACCCUUGGACAGAGCAGCAGCAGCUGAUUUCACCUUCCCCCCAAUUCCUGGGAGUCACUUCCCAUGAACCCACAAAAACCAGCCCACAUCCAUCACUUUUGCUGUGCCCCGGUCAAGGAGGGCUCCUACCUGCCAUCUCACAGUUGGCAUGCUUCCAAUAAACAAGGGUUCAUCUGUUUUA
Molecule: messenger RNA, 1022 nt
Organism: Thamnophis elegans (Western terrestrial garter snake)
Lineage: Eukaryota; Metazoa; Chordata; Lepidosauria; Squamata; Natricidae
Product: ferritin, higher subunit-like
Exons: 4
Coding region: 332-868 (178 amino acids)
Biological process (GO): iron ion transport; intracellular iron ion homeostasis
Cellular component (GO): cytoplasm
Molecular function (GO): ferrous iron binding; ferric iron binding
Source: RefSeq, a predicted model, not a curated record